This is a messenger RNA of Salmo salar (Atlantic salmon), 1859 nucleotides long. Its product is annotated as oligodendrocyte-myelin glycoprotein-like. NCBI's taxonomy places the organism in Eukaryota, Metazoa, Chordata, Actinopteri, Salmoniformes, Salmonidae. Gene Ontology annotation, molecular function: protein binding. The record is from RefSeq and is a predicted model, not a curated record. Gene Ontology annotation, biological process: neuron projection regeneration.
GUGGAGGAUGACUGGCGCUAUCAGGGGCACCCUGCUCUGGCAUGCUUGGAGGACGCCACAACCCAGGAGAGGAUUUUGAAACGGAGCGAGAGAGCCUGCCAACCACUGGCCAACGCCAACAAAGCACGAGAGAGAGAGAGACAGCGAGAGGAGGGGGGGAGAGAGGUCCACCUUUACCAGAGAAGGAAGAAGAGCAAGGGAGGAAAAAUUAAGUGAGAGUGCGAGUGAGGAAGAAUGUGAAAGGAAAAAUACCCCAAAAGAAAGCCAGCGCAAAAAAAGAGAGCCAAAAAAAAAAAUGGUGCAUGAAUAAUAAGGGCAACUUAACACCCCCAGAUUUGACUUGACAAUCACUCUCUCCAGCCUGCUGCUCUGAAAAAAAGGGGGAGCAAGUGAGAGGGCUGGCCGAGGGAAGGAGAGAGGACGAAAAGAGCAAGAUGACGGAGUGAAGCGAUGGAGAGGAUCAGAUGUGUGUGAAUGACUGAUGGUCUUGACGAAGAUCCAUACAGUAUCAAAACUGUGCCCUUCCAUUUAGCCCUCAUUAUGCUCCCCCACGCCCCGUUGGCCUGCCUCUUCCUGCUCCUCCUGUCGGGGGUGCUGGGGGGGCUGGUCCUGUCCAUCUGCCCUACAGUGUGCUCCUGCAGCCGGGGCCACCGUGUGGUGGACUGCUCCUUACGGCACCUCUCACAGCUGCCCCCAGGCCUGCAGCACAACAUCCGCUUCCUCAACCUCUCACACAACAGCCUUUGUGGUCUGGACGACCAGCUCAGCCACUACGCCCACCUGCGUACCCUGGACCUGUCCUAUAACCUCCUGGGUCGCUUCCCCUCCGGCCUGCCCAGGGCCCUCUGGGACAUCCGGGCCGCUGGCAACCAGCUGCGAGCCCUGGACAAGAACGACACGGCCUACCAUUGGAACCUGCGGGUACUGGACCUGUCAGCCAAUGAGCUGGAGAGGGUGGUCUUCAUCAACAACACCCUACCCAGCCUACACGCCCUGAACUUGAGUCACAACCGGUUCUGGACCGUGCCCACCAACAUGCCUCAUAAUCUGGAGAUGGUGGAUUUGUCCCACAACUUCCUGGUUCAGAUCCUCCUGGGAUCAUUGGACCGGCUGCCCAGGCUGAGGAGGUUCUACCUGCAUGCUAAUCGCUUCUCCUGGGUGCCAGAGGGGGUGUUUGACCGGUUGGAGGGGCUCGAGUUCUUGACACUUGGGGAUAACCCUUGGGCUUGUGAAGAGGAGGAGAACAUCACACGGCUCUUGCUCUGGGCCAAACACACCCGUGCUGCCGUGUUGGGCUGCCCCUGCUACACUAGGCCAACAUGUGGGCAAGCCCAUCUGGCCACUCCAGGAGGGGAGCGGCAUUUUACGUCCCACACAGAGCCUCCGCUGGGGGCUGAUGCCAGAGAGAUGGGCCGUGGAGGCCUCACACCGGAUAAAGUUGCAGUCGUCACUUCUGGGUACUUGGCUAAAUCUGCGUUGUUGGAGCCUGGGACGCAUGGAGACAGAGGGUCUGCCAACAGCUCGGGGGACCAGACAUCGUUUGUGUUCAUCUCCACCCCCUUGCACGGCCUUUCCACACGCACAAGCACAACAGGGGACCCGCACUCCGCUGCCAAGAAGCCCAACACAGGAAGUACGCAGAGCAGAAGCCACGGACUCCACACACCAAUCCUGUAUUCUGUAGUCACCUGGAACCUUCUAGUCACAGUGACUGCCUUCAAAGCCUUCUAAACCCACCGUUGUCAGUACUAGAGUCAAGUCUUGAUGGAUUUUGGAGAGGGCUAACCCUAUGUACGUAUGAAUGUUACAGGGAGAGGUUUGUUAUUGUUUUUAUUUUAAAGAACAACUUUCAACUGUUA